AGGAUCCUCUUUUAAGAAGCAUCUGAUCCGCCCUCCCCCCUCCACGAACACUUGCUCCAUCCUCCUAUACCUACCUCACCCAACCAAGUCAACAUGUCUACCGCCUCCGAGAUCGCGCCUACCAAGUGCGUGGGCCCCGAUUACCGCGCCGAGGAGCAGAAGCCCACCGCCACCGUCUCGACCGCCGUCAACUACGACAACGUCACCGUUCUCUCUCAAACUCCCCAGCUUAUCGCUCUUCUCAGCAUUAUCCGUGACAAGCGGACCGACCGCGGCGACUUCAUCUUCUACUCCAACAGAAUCAUCCGUCUCCUCGUCGAGGAGGGCCUCAACCACCUCCCCACCGUCGAGCACCCCGUUACCACCCCCGUCGGCCGCAUAUACGAUGGUUUGGCGUUCCAGGGCAAGAUCUGCGGUGUCUCCAUCAUGCGCGCCGGGGAGGCCAUGGAGCAGGGUCUGAGAGACUGCUGCCGCUCCGUUAGAAUCGGCAAGAUCCUUAUUCAGAGAGACGAGGAGACUGCGCAGCCCAAGCUCUUCUACGAUAAGCUUCCCGAGGACAUUGCCGACCGCUGGGUCCUUCUCCUCGAUCCAAUGUUCGCCACUGGCGGAUCUGCCAUUAUGGCCGUCGAGGUGUUGAAGUCCAGGGGAGUUCCAGAAGAGCGGAUUAUCUUCCUCAACAUUUUGGCCAGUCCCGAGGGCAUCAGCAACUUUGCUUCCAAGUUCCCCAAGCUCCGAACAGUAACUGCUUUUGUCGACCAAGGCCUCGAUGACAAGAAUUACAUUAUCCCCGGUCUCGGUGACUUCGGCGAUCGCUAUUACUCCAUGUAAAGUGUGAAGGGGCGUAGGUAGAUCGUUGAUUGUGAUGACUUCCUGGCGGUGGGGAUCGACUUUGGGAAAUGGCGUUAUCUGAGAGGACUUUUUGAUGCCAAGCGUAGUAAUGGAAUACCCACUCUGGAAAAAUUCAGCAAAACGAGUUCGUGCGGCUUCGUUCGUCGAAAUA
Messenger RNA from Neurospora hispaniola, 1000 nucleotides. RefSeq names its product uracil phosphoribosyltransferase-domain-containing protein. The record is from RefSeq and is a predicted model, not a curated record. NCBI's taxonomy places the organism in Eukaryota, Fungi, Ascomycota, Sordariomycetes, Sordariales, Sordariaceae. The coding region runs from base 94 to 828 and encodes 244 amino acids. Gene Ontology annotation, cellular component: cytoplasm. The transcript is spliced from 5 exons.